Messenger RNA from Macroventuria anomochaeta, 612 nucleotides. RefSeq names its product kinase-like protein. The transcript has a single exon. Gene Ontology annotation, molecular function: ATP binding; protein serine/threonine kinase activity. Gene Ontology annotation, biological process: protein phosphorylation. The record is from RefSeq and is a predicted model, not a curated record. Lineage: Eukaryota; Fungi; Ascomycota; Dothideomycetes; Pleosporales; Didymellaceae. Gene Ontology annotation, cellular component: cytoplasm. The annotation marks the transcript as partial.
GAAAUCACUUUCCACGCGCGGUUUCAUAAGUACUGGCAUCAUGAAGGGGUUCUCGGCGAAGGUGGAGAUGGUAUAGUACAUCUCUACCAGCAAGGGAAACGACAAGGUAUGUUUAUUGCUGUGAAGCUGCCUCGAUAUUACUCGGCGCGCAAGGAUCUGGCGCAAGAGAUCAAGAACAUGCGCACAAUCGGCCAGCACAAGCACAUCCUAGAUCUAUGCCAUGCCACCGAAGAUUGGUAUCCUCACGGGCCGGCGCUGUUCCUCCCAGUCUGCGAGCUCGGCAAUCUGGUCGAUUAUCGCGAGUCUUGGUGCGCGAAGCAAGGGUGGGAAGGCAAGCCUGAGCGUGUAUCAGAGAUCACGAUGUGGAAGCUCUUCCGGGACAUGGUGCUUGCUCUGAAUUAUCUCCACCACGAGCUCGGUACUCGCUAUGUCCACAAUGACUUCAAGCCACAGAAUAUCCUAGCUGUUAAGCCGCCAGAUCAUAUUGAAGGUCAAGCCCUGCCUGAAGAGCCCAUCUUCAAGCUCUCGGACUUCGCUCGACUCACGCCUUGGCCAACACCAAAGGGCCAGCACCCACAAGGCUUCGACGGUACUCCUGAAUAUGCGCCGCCA